Hemibagrus wyckioides is the source of this 4285-nucleotide messenger RNA. Its product is annotated as transferrin receptor protein 1-like. Gene Ontology annotation, biological process: intracellular iron ion homeostasis; iron ion transport. The transcript has 16 exons. Gene Ontology annotation, cellular component: external side of plasma membrane. The record is from RefSeq and is a predicted model, not a curated record. The coding region runs from base 114 to 2444 and encodes 776 amino acids. NCBI's taxonomy places the organism in Eukaryota, Metazoa, Chordata, Actinopteri, Siluriformes, Bagridae.
GCUGACGUACCGGAUGUGACGUAGUACUUAGCCCAUUCACUCUAAGUUUCAAGGUCUCGAAUCAGUCACACAGCUUCAACACACCACGAGGAAAGGCCAUUAUCGAAGGCUUGAUGGAUCAGGCAAGGACAACAAUAACAAAAAUUUUCAAUGGGACAGAAGGUUCCUAUACGCGCUUCCUGACCCAAAACAUGGAGGAAGACUCGAGCCAUGUGGAGAUGAAGCUGUCGUCUGAUACGGACGAGGAGGUCGGAGGGAACGGAGUGGCGGAUCACGCCAAACAAAAUCGCGCUCGUCCGUCCCACAUCAGCAGAUCUGGCCUGUGCAAUUCCAGAAACAUCUGCAUAGCGACAACUGUGGCUAUUCUCGCCAGCUUCCUGAUCGGACUUUUGAUUGGCUCUAGUGUGUAUAAAAAGACCACCGGAGAGGCUUCAACAUCCUGCAUGAUUUCCAGUUCUUCUGCCGCUUCCACCGAUGACGAGACGAUUCCGAUAGAAGUGGUUCCUUCUCUUGACUGGAGCGACAUCACGACUUUGUUCAAACGCAGACUGACCACGAGCGACAUUGACAAGAGCCUCAGGGAAUUCUCCCGCGAAGAUCAUCAAGCAGGAUCCGCCGGAGAUGAGAUCCUUGCCAGUAAAGUGCUGAAAAAAUUCAAGGGAUAUGGCAUGGAGCCCUGGCUUGAUACACACUUUGUAAAGGUCCAGGGUCUUCCUAAAAGUGGCACUAACAAAGUGACGUUCGGUAAUGUGACGUAUUCCGAACCCGGCUAUUUGUCCUACAGUGCAACCGAAAGAGCGCAGGGUGCAGUUUUGUAUGUACAUUACGGACGAGACGAGGACUUGAGACAUCUGCAAGACCUUAGUAUCGACAUGAGCGGCAGGGUCCUCCUGGUCCGAGCUGGAAAAAUUAGUUAUGCUGAAAAGGUUGCUAAUGCUGUCAAGGUGAACGCCAGCGCCGUGCUGAUCUACCCCGACCCUGCUGACUACCAGCUCAGCGACAACACUCCCUUAUUUGGACACGUCCAUCUUGGCUCCGGUGAUCCAUACACUCCAGGUUUCCCAUCUUUCAACCACACCCAGUUUCCUCCAUCCAAAUCCUCAGGCCUGCCGAGCAUCCCCGCCCAGACCAUCAGAGCCAGUACAGCUGCAGCCAUCAUGAAGGGUAUGGGAGGUCGCAGUCCCCCUCGUGGAUGGGCUGAUGGAGGUCUGCAAGAGUACAAGCUCGGUGAUUAUAAUGACAUCAUCUCCCUGGAGAUGAACAACGUUCUGACAGAGAUACAAAUCCAUAACGUGUUUGGAGUCAUUAAGGGUUUGAUCGAUCCUGAUCGGUACGUGGUGAUCGGAGCUCAGAGAGAUGCCUGGGGUCCUGGAUUUGUGACCUCUACAGUUGGUACGAGCUUGCUGCUCGAGUUAGCCAGAGUUCUUACCCGCAUGAUACACGAAGAUGGAUUCAAACCCAGGAGGAGCAUCGUGUUUGCCAGUUGGAGCGCUGGAGAAUACGGGGCUGUUGGUGCCACCGAGUGGCUGGAGGGUUAUUUGCCUUCUUUGAGCAUGAAAGCCUUCUCCUACAUCAGCCUGGACCGAGUCGUCACAGGUUCGUCUUUGUUUAAAGCCAGUUCGAGCCCUCUGUUGACUGACCUGAUCCAGAGUACUUUAAAAGAAGUGUCUUCACCCACUGACUCCAGCAGGAGUUUAUACGCUCAAGUGGCUGGAGCUAACUGGGAGGCGGCCGUGAUGGAGCCGAUGAAGAUGGACGACGCUGCCUAUCCGUUCCUGGCCUUCUCCGGUAUCCCGUCGGUCUCGUUCCGAUUCACUCAGCAGGAUAACCAAUACCCAUUCUUGGGCACAUUGCUGGAUACCAGGGAGAAUCUGGAGAGAAAAACAUCGAACCCACUCGCUCUGAUCAAGGCUGUAGGAGAGGUGGCGGGUCAGAUGGCUCUGCGGCUGGUCCACGAUCAUCUGCUGAGACUGAACACGGAAAAGUACCUCAAGCUCAUGUACGUGCAAGUGAACAAAAUCAAUAAGGAAGUGAUGAUUCUGCAGAGGAAUAAACGUCUUCCAAAUACCCUGCAGAUGAAGUGGUUCAUGUCCGCCAUAGGUUCCUACGGUCGUGCCGCCAGAAGUCUCGUCAACACCAUCCAGAACAGCGACCUCGAUGACCUGGAGCAGUGCCGCAUCAUCAACGACCGAAUCAUGGGGGUGGAAAGAGAUCUGCUGUCUCCUUACGCGUCUCCGCAGAACACACCGUUCAGGCACAUCAUGUUCGGCUCUGGAUCUUGCACUCUGGAAGACGUGCUCACACAACUGGUGGCGAUCAAAGAAGGAUCGGCCAAUGCCGACAUCGACCUGCUGAAAAACCAGUUCGCUCUGACCACCUGGACCAUCCAGAGCUGUGCCAACGCACUCGCAGGCAACGUCUGGGACCUGGACAAUGAUCUUUAGGUGAAAUUCUGCUCCGAUGUUAAAGAAGCUUCCGAUUUAAACCUCUAGUCCCCUUCACGUAAUGAAUUGCACUCCACCGGUCUGUUAAAAAGCCUUAAAGUGACGCUGAGCUAUAUUUCAACCUCGGAGGAAAAACAAGCGCUUGUCCCAUUCUUUCAUCCAUUCCUGUGUAGACAUGCGAACAGGGCAAGGAAACAUCAGCAAAUGUUACUGUAAAUGGUAGAAAAACAUCAGGUUGAAAUAUAGAACAGCGUCAUAAGAUAAAUAUUCUUAAAAAAAAGAAAAGGAGCCAUAAGAAAAAAAAAUUUAUGUCUAAAGACAAACCUGGUGCUUGAUGAACAUGUAGUUCUGAUUUGUUAAAUAUUACCUCACAAUAUUUCCUAUUUUCCUGAACGAAUACAACAGAGAAAAAAAGGUCAAGCCACAAAUGUUUAGCUCAAUAUAUACAUAUAUAUGUAUAGUUUACAGAAAAUUCAGAACGUUUUCCUGACUUGAUUUUGUUCAGAAACCUUUGAAUUUCAAAGCUGGCGUUUAGUUCACAAAGAAAACCCAGAGCAUCAAGCCUCAAAGUAUUCAGCAGUUCCAGGUCGUUCCUUCCUGUCCUGGAAUCGUGUGUUGGGGGGGAAAAAAAAAAAAAAAUCCAAAGCUGUUACAGGAUGAGCUGAACGCCGGCUCCGGGAUGUGGCACUGAGAUCUUUAUUUAUAUUUAUUUAUUUAUCAGUGACAGGGUUCACUAUAAAUAGCAUUUUGUACCACUUUUUUAAAGAAAAUGUAUAAUUAUCGGAAGCAGUGCCUUCCAUAAUUAUGACAGUUAUACUGUCAAAAUGACAAAAGCAGCAUCUGCUACUACGAAUGUAAGCUCGUUUCCGGAAAAAAAAACAACACACAAACAAACAAAAGUCGCGACCAGGGGCCGUCACAUUGUAUGGUUCAGUGCUGAGUCACACACUCGAAUGUUGUCAUUAUAGCCAAUGAUUAUAAUGACACCAGUAACGCACACACCUACACACACGCAAUCUGACUCGUCUCCGGUCUCUUUAUUAUUUUUUUAUUUUAUUUUUUUUUUGACCAUUAUCGGGAGCAGCGUCUUCCAUAAUGUGAGAAGUUGAUGGUAGUUUUUGCCUACCAGCGUGUUGAUAUCGAGAGCAGGGCCUCUCAUAUUUCACUGUAUGGUGGAUGUUAAUUAUCGGGAACAGUGUUUCUCAUAAUGUUGUACAUAUUCACUGCAUGAACAGUGCAGUCAGCUUGCUUAAAAAAAACAAAUCUCCCAUGUGUGUCUGAUGCUUUCUUUACUUUCUUUCUUUCUUUUUUUUGGUAUAAAAAUCAUGUGAAUGGAAAGCAGUAACAAAUCGGAUCAAAGUAAAAAAAAAAAAAAAAAAUUCAGUCUAAAUCAUGUAUGAUGGGCAUUUGUAUGAUUCUUUAAAAUGUGUGUAUAUAUAUAUGCUUUUCUUCUUUUUUUGUUUCUCGAGUGUGAUUUUAUUUUUCUCUCUUUUUCUUCGUUUGUUCCUUAUGAUCUGAUGAACUUAAUUUUCUUUCCUGGAAUUUUUUAUUUUUUUUUCCCCUCCUACAUAUUCAGUGGUACAUAUUACAAUCUGUUCAGAAUAAUUUUUCUCUCAAACAAGUGAUGCAAACUGAAUUAAAGCUGUUAUUUCACACAACAAAAAUAGUUACGCUGCAGCUGAACAUUUUUCAUUUCAGCCGAAUCUUAAAAAGAUGAACCGCAAGAUCUUUUUUCUUGAGAUAAAACCUAGUCGCUUUCGCUCAAGCACUUUCCCCAAACUGUCAACCUGUUUGUCUUCAGCAAUGUCAAACUGUUUAAUGCAAUAAAUAUGUACACCUUA